AUGGCGCGCGUUAUUCAGUUGCUUCUCGGCCUUCUGGGGAGCCUCCAGGUUCUGGCAGCAGCCCAGAACAGUUCCCAAUCUGAAUGGCCUCUACAUGACAACGGCCUAAACAAGGUUGUACAAUGGGACCAUUAUAGUUUCUACGUUAAUGGUCAACGGAUAUUCAUCUUUUCUGGGGAAUUCCAUUACUGGCGCAUCCCGGUCCCGGCAUUGUGGCGCGACGUCUUGGAAAAGAUCAAGGCCAUUGGUUUCACCGGUUUCGCGUUCUACUCAAGCUGGGCCUACCAUGCACCCAAUAACAAUACGGUCGACUUCUCGACUGGUCCCCGUGAUAUCACCCCAAUUUACGAGCUAGCGAAGGAGCUUGGAAUGUACAUAAUUGUACGCCCUGGGCCGUACGUCAACGCAGAAGCCACUGCUGGUGGGUUCCCGCUCUGGCUUACGACCGGCGCGUAUGGCUCGACGCGGAAUGACGACCCUAGAUAUACGGCAGCGUGGGAACCUUAUUUCGCUGAAGUGUCUGAAAUCACGAGCAAGUACCAGAUCACUGAUGGCCAUAACACCCUUUGCUAUCAGAUCGAGAACGAAUACGGCCAGCAAUGGAUUGAUGAUCCAGUUGACAGAAACCCUAACGAGACGGCAGUCGCCUACAUGGAGUUACUACAAACCUCGGCUCGCGCAAAUGGAAUUACUGUGCCAUUGACCGCGAACGACCCUAACAUGAACACAAAAUCCUGGGGGAAAGACUGGUCGAGUGCUGGCGGGAACGUGGAUGUUGUGGGCGUGGACUCGUACCCUUCUUGCUGGAGCUGCGAUGUCAGCGUGUGUACUGGUACGAACGGAGAAUAUGUACCAUAUAAAGUGCUGAAUUACUACGACUACUUCCAAGAAGUCCAGCCAACCAUGCCCUUUUUCAUGCCCGAGUUUCAGGGCGGAUCUUACAAUCCCUGGGAUGGCCCUGAAGGUGGCUGUCCGGAGGAUACUGGUGCCGACUUUGCCAAUUUGUUCUACAGAUGGAAUAUCGGCCAGCGAUCAACUGCAAUCAGCUUAUACAUGGUGUUUGGAGGAACAAACUGGGGCGGCAUCGCAGCACCCGUCACCGCAACCAGCUAUGACUAUUCCGCGCCUAUUUCGGAGGAUCGAUCGAUUGGUUCCAAGUACUAUGAGACGAAGCUACUAGCCUUAUUCACCCGAAGCGCAAAGGACUUGACCGUGACCGAUCGCCUCGGGAAUGGGACGCAGUAUACGACCAAUGAUGCAAUCAGUGCAAGCGAGUUGCGGAACCCAGAGAAUAACGCCGCCUUUUAUGUGACCACCCACCUAGACACUACUCUCGGCACAGACGAGUCGUUCAAGCUGCACGUCAAUACAUCAGAAGGUCCUCUCACCAUCCCGAGACAUGGAGGCGCCAUCAGGCUCAAUGGCCAUCAGUCGAAGAUCAUUGUAACCGACUUCAGUCUUGGCGCUGAGACGCUCUUGUACUCCACGGCAGAGGUUUUGACCUAUGAGGUUUUGGACCAUAAGCCAACUCUUGUGCUCUGGCUGCCCAAAGGCGAAUCGGGCGAGUUUGCCAUCAAGGGCGCGAAAUCUGGAUCUGCCACAACGUGCUCAGGGUGUUCGCCUGUAAAAUUCCACCGCAGCAACGGUGUGUUGACAGUCGGGUUCACCCAAGGUGAAGGCAUGAGCGUCCUAGAGCUAGACAACGGCGUCCGCGUGGUCUUGCUUGACAGGGAGGCAGCAUACACCUUCUGGGCUCCGGCAUUGACAGACGACCCUCUUGUCCCUGAGACUGAAAGUGUCCUUGUUAGUGGACCAUACCUUGUCCGAUCGGCCAAAAUCUCAAAAUCCACACUAGCCCUACGAGGAGAUUCUAAGGGCGAAACAGCCUUAGAGAUAUUCGCCCCUCAGAAGGUGAAGAAGGUUACGUGGAACGGAAAGCAUGUCAAAUCGACCAGGACUCGAUAUGGCAGCCUCAAAGCCGAGCUCGCUAAACCCCCGUCUAUUGGCCUGCCCGCUCUCAGCGAAUGGAAAGUGAGCGACAGCCUACCAGAGAAAUUACCAAACUACGACGACUCGGGUGCUGCAUGGGUUGGUAAUACAGAUGCGGACCACAUGACAACACUCAACCCUAAUAAGCCAGCUACACUCCCUGUGCUCUAUGCUAACGAAUACGGAUUCCACAACGGUGUGCGCCUGUGGCGUGGAUACUUUAACAGCUCCGCCUCCGGUGUUUUCCUCAACAUCCAAGGUGGCUACGCAUUCGGCUGGUCGGCGUGGCUGAACGGCCACUUCCUAGGCUCCCACCUAGGCUCCGCAUCAAUUGACCAGGCCAACGACACUCUCAGCUUCCCAAGAAAAGCCCUAAACAACGACGGCUCCCCCAACGUCCUCCUUGUCGUCCACGACGACACAGGCCACGACCAAACAACUGGCGUCCUUAACCCUCGAGGAAUCCUGGAGGCCCGCCUCCUCUCCAACGACACUUCAGCACCCGAGUUCACUCACUGGCGCGUCGCCGGAACCGCAGGCGGAGAAUCAGACCUCGACCCCGUCCGCGGCGUCUACAACGAAGACGGUCUCUACGCAGAACGUGUCGGAUGGCAUCUCCCCGGGUUCGACGAUAAUGAUUGGGAACUAGUAAAGAGCAAAGAUGAUUCAUCACUAUCCUUCACCGGCGCAACGGUCAAAUUCUUCCGCACUGUCAUCCCACCACUCUCCAUCCCGGAGGGCGUCGACGUCUCUAUCUCGUUCGUUUUCUCUACUGCGUCCAACACCACCAUCACUUCUUCCCAUGCAAACAAUAACAACAACAACUCAACCGGCGACACAACUGCCUUCCGCGCCCAGCUUUUCGUAAACGGCUACCAGUACGGCCGGUAUAACCCGUACGUCGGCAACCAGGUUGUGUAUCCUGUUCCACUGGGAGUUUUGGAUUAUAAUGAGGAGAACACGAUCGGUGUGGCGAUUUGGGCGCAGACUGAAGCUGGGGCGCGGCUCAGCGUGGAGUGGAAGGUAAAUUAUGUGCUUGAUAGCUCGCUUAAUGCGAAGGGGCUGGAUGUGCGAGGGUUGAGGCCUGGGUGGAGUGAAGAGAGAGAGAAGUUUGCGUAG
Messenger RNA from Aspergillus versicolor CBS 583.65, 3108 nucleotides. RefSeq names its product glycoside hydrolase family 35 protein. Gene Ontology annotation, cellular component: vacuole. NCBI's taxonomy places the organism in Eukaryota, Fungi, Ascomycota, Eurotiomycetes, Eurotiales, Aspergillaceae. Bases 1 to 3108 code for a protein of 1035 amino acids. Gene Ontology annotation, biological process: carbohydrate metabolic process. The transcript has 6 exons. Gene Ontology annotation, molecular function: beta-galactosidase activity. The record is from RefSeq and is a predicted model, not a curated record.